Alosa alosa (allis shad) is the source of this 3761-nucleotide messenger RNA. RefSeq names its product protein tyrosine phosphatase receptor type C (gene ptprc). The record is from RefSeq and is a predicted model, not a curated record. Gene Ontology annotation, biological process: negative regulation of protein kinase activity; protein dephosphorylation; positive regulation of peptidyl-tyrosine phosphorylation. Gene Ontology annotation, molecular function: protein binding; protein tyrosine phosphatase activity. Lineage: Eukaryota; Metazoa; Chordata; Actinopteri; Clupeiformes; Clupeidae.
CAAUCCCAGAAUGUUCCGACUGGAUGUUUGACAUUGAGGAGAAUGAUGCUGAUUCCAUGAUGAUAAUCAUCAAACUCAAAGAAAAAAAUCCCAGUGGCAAUUCAAGUACCAUUGCUCCCUCCAUGUCUACGUCUAUCCCCGAUAUUUCCCCUAGCUCUAGUAUCCCUAGUAAUUAUGUUACGGAUAAAACCAGAGCUAUAGAAAAUAUUGAUGGGUACACACUUGAAUUCAGUGAUGGCUCUUCAUCUCACUGGAACACUGGUGUUCCAAUCGUCAUCAGCAACACACAAUUGAAACCAUGCACCACCUACCAAAUAAAUGUCAUUGCCACUGCCAACACCAGCCGCAUUUGUAGAUUAAAUGGUACCACAACCAGUUUCACAACCAGACACAUAGGCGAGAACGAGUUCAGCUCAAACGUGACCCAGAAAAAACGACACAAUUAAAAUGUGUUUUGGGACUCACAUGUGGAAUAUAAAGGACUCAUGGUGUUUCAAGGAGAACAAGACCUGUGAGGUGACAUCAUUAAUCAUACCUGUGGAAAACUGUGGUGUCACCAUAAAGCGUGUGCCCCUUGUUGAUCAGAUUGAUGUCAAUUAUUCGCCAAAAUACCCUAUUGUGAUUGAAUGGACAAAUAAUCCCAGUGAAUGUCAGAAUGAGACUUUGGAUUUAAACUGUACAGCACUAGAUGGUACAGGAUGGUACAAAACAUUUUCUUUGAAGGACCAGAUGGUAGUUGAUGAAUUAGAACCAUUCAAACAUUAUACCUGCAUCGGAACCUACAACAAAUCUAAUUUAAUCCUUCAGGGCCAAAUAAAUGUGUCCCUCGAAUGUGAUGUAAAGGUUACAAUGCAAGAGGUUACUGAAAAAACAAGCACGUCACUUACCCUCCACAGUACAAUCGAAAGUGAAAAGUGUGCAAAAGUAAAUUUCACCCGUCAUACCAUAUGUGUUAAGAAUGGUACUGUUCAUAAAGGUGCUAAUGAUUGCAGAACCGUAUCCAAUAACCGUACCCAGCAGUGUAUCAUAAGAGGUUUAGAACAUUUUACUAAGUAUGACUGUACCACAACUGUGACGUAUAGAUCAUGGCCUACAACAGUGGCUAUAGGGGACAAAAAAGAAAUCAGGACUGGAGCUGACAAACCAAUAAUAUCCGGUAAACCCAAAGUAAUAAAUGGGCCCACAAAUAACGCUUUAAGAGUAACAUGUGACCAAGUCAAGGUAAAGUGGAAUGGAGAGCAAACAAAGUAUCGUGUAAUAAUACGUUCUGGGACAGAGAAAAUUCCGGACAGAACAAACACGGCUUGUAGUUUUCUAUUUGAGGACCUCAGCUACUCAACAGAAUACACAGUGGUGUUUACAGCAGAAAAUUCGAAGCAUAAAUCAGCUGAAAUAGUUAUCACACAAUACACAUCAUACAAUGACAAAGCUGUCAUAGGAAUCUUGGCCUUUCUCAUCAUCCUGACUUCCAUCGCUCUCCUAUUUGUUCUGUAUAAAAUCUACAUUCUCCAGCGAAAGAAGACUAAUGACCGCUCUGAAGAAGUAAUCCCACUUUCAGCAAACCCCUUGAUGACAGUGGAACCCAUCGCUGCUGACAGCCUCCUAGAUGUCUACAAGAAGAAGAUCGCCGAUGAGGGCCGCCUCUUCCUGGCAGAAUUUCAGAGCAUUCCAAGGAUUUUCAGCAAUUACACUGUUAAGGAAGCCAAGAACUCCGAGAACCAAAUAAAGAACCGCUAUGUUGACAUCCUUCCUUAUGACUACAACCGAGUUCAGCUGUCGGCUGCUGGUGGUGGGGGAGAAGCUUGUGCGGACUACAUCAAUGCCAGCUUCAUCGAGGGGUUCAAGGCCAAGAAGUACAUUGCAGCCCAAGGCCCCAAGGAGGAGACCAUGCUGGAUUUCUGGAGAAUGAUCUGGGAGCAGAAGUCCUCCAUCAUUGUCAUGGUGACUCGUUGUGAGGAAGGGAACAGGAACAAAUGUGCUCAGUACUGGCCAUCCAUGGACAGAGAAACAGAGAUCUUUGGAGACUAUGUGUUGAAGAUAAAGAAAGAAGACCUCUGUCCCGACUACAUUAUCCGCCAUCUCACCAUAAUCAAUCGCAAGGAUAAGUCACCUGAGAGAGAGGUGACCCACAUCCAGUUCACCAGCUGGCCAGACCAUGGCGUCCCCAGCGAACCACACCAGCUGCUGAAGCUGCGUCGCCGUGUCAACAGCUUCAGCAACUUUUUCAGCGGCCCCAUUGUUGUGCACUGCAGUGCUGGGGUGGGCCGCACAGGCACCUACAUUGGCAUCGAUGCCAUGAUGGAGAGUCUGGAGGCAGAGGGCGUCAUGGAUAUCUAUGGUUACGUGGUGAAGAUGAGGCGCCAGCGCUGCCUCAUGGUGCAAGUAGAGGCCCAGUACAUACUGAUCCACCAAGCACUGAUUGAGUUCAACCAGUUUGGAGACACAGAGGUGCCCCUGGCAGAGCUGCAUUCCUCCAUCACCAUGCUGCAGCGCAAGGACUGUGAUGAGCCCACCCUAAUGGAGGCAGAGUUCCAGAGGCUUCCCAAGUACAGAAACUGGAGAACCUUCAACACUGCAAUCAGUGAGGAGAACAAGAAGAAGAACCGUGACUCAUCCUACAUCCCAUACGACUUUAACAGAGUUCUAGUGAAAAUAGAAGAGGAGACAAGCCGUGAAAGUGAUCAGGAAGAUGACGACGAUGACUACUCUUCCUCUGAUGAUGAUGAGGAGGAGUCCACCCAGUACAUCAAUGCUUCAUACAUCGAUGGCUACUGGAGUCCAAAAAGUCUGAUCGCUGCUCAGGGACCACUGGCAUGUACCAUCCCUGAAUUCUGGCAGAUGGUCUACCAGAAGAAAGUCAGAAACAUCGUCAUGCUCUCCAAGUGCAAGGAGGGUGACCAGGAGCUGUGUGCCGAGUACUGGGGCCAGGAGAAGAAAACCUACAAGGACAUCAGCGUAGAAGUGACAGAACCCAUCACCUCUCCAGCUUACAUCAAGAGGACCAUCCAGUUACAGCAUGCCAAGAGGAAAGAUGCUCGGCAGGUGAAGCAGUACCACUUCCAGAACUGGCCAGAGCAGGGUUUGCCCCAGAACCCCCAGGAGCUGAUGGACAUGAUCAAAGCCAUGAAGCAGAGCAUUGGCAGCAGCAGGACGGACAAGAGCGUCCCGGUGGUGGUACACUGCCAAAACGGAACUAGUCGCACUGGCAUUUUCUGUGCCCUGUGGAACCUUGUAGACUGCACAAACACAGAGAACCUGAUGGACAUCUUCCAGGUCUGCAAAAGUUUACGCAAGGAACGUCAGGGAAUGAUCUCCGAAUUUGAACAUUACCAGUUCCUGUACCAGGCCAUGGGGGGAGCCUUCCCCGUGCAAAACGGCGAGGUCAGGCAGACUGUGCCGGCUGUGGACUCGGUGCAGAUUGUGAAUGAGGUUCCUGCAAGCACUACCACCGAUGACCAGAAGGUGGCGGAAACCGCACCAGUGCAAGCAGCCUCCUCAGCGGCCCAGGAAGAGUCGAAGGAGGACGCUGAGAAAGAGAAGGAAGCAGAUAACGCUGUUGAGAGUAGCAGCUUGCUACCAGCAGGGGGAGCCAGUGAGGCGGUUGAGGCAGCAGCCCAGCCCAGUGCUGCCAAUGGCCCAACUAUAACAGUUGAUGUUUGAGAGAGGGAGUGACAGAUUACAGUCAAUGAGUUACAGCUGUAGCAAAUUAUCUUGUCAGAGGCUUAUUUGAAUUGCUUGUAUAAAUGAAUAAAUAACAGCUC